AAUAUAUAUAUAUCACCACAGCACAGGCUGAUUGAGGUCUAGGUGCUGCAGGUGCAGAGUAUUUGUGACAAUCCUCCCGGGAGCAGAGGUCUCGUAAAGGCAGAAAGAAAAGCAAAGCAGCCAUGGGAGUUGAGAAAAUGGAAAUGGAAGACACAGACUUUACUCUGAUGGAGAAGGGUAAUAAGCCACCUGCUCCAAAACCUCCCAACAAAUACGAGACUCUGUUCCAGCCCUGCCUGGCCGAGAUAGUGGGGACCAUGUUCUUCGUUUUCGUCGGCUGCGUGUCCGUCAUCGAGAAUGUGCCGGCGGCUGGACGCCUGCAGCCGGCCCUUGUGCAUGGACUGGCUGUGGCAGUGAUGGUGGCGGUCAUGGAUAACAUAAGUGGCUCCCAUUUCAACCCUCCCUUCACUAUUGCCAUCUACCUGUGUGGAGGCAUGGACCUGAUGAUGGUAGGACCCUACCUGGCCAGCCAGCUGAUUGGAGGAGUCCUGGGAGCUGGAAUGGCCAAGAUGAUGACCCCUACAGACCGCUACUUAAACGCAACAGGAGCAGCGUUUGAUAUCCUCAAGUCAGAGAGCCAGCUGUCUGGAGCCAUCUUUGGGGAGGUGGCCAUGACCUGCCUGAUCACCAUGGUGGUGCUGCUGGUGGCGGUCAACGGCAAGACGAAAACGCCGCUUGCUCCGUUCCUGGUGGGCUGCACGGUUAUCAUCAACGUCCUGGCAGGGGGUGACAUAUCAGGGACGUGUCUGAACCCUGCUAGGGCUUUCGGUCCAGCAGUGAUGACCAACUACUGGGUCUACCACUGGGUUUACUGGGUGGGACCCAUCGGGGGAUGUCUGGUCGCUGCUGCGUUGCUCAGGCUCAUUCUGGGUGACGAUAAAAUACGAGUCGUUAUGAAAUCAUAAGAGCCUCUAUUGUGUGUGUUUAUUAUACAAUAAACCUGGAAACAUUGUCUGUCUCACUAUGUCAGAUCCCCUUCGACUCAUGCCAUAAUGACAUGCGGUCAGUUUUAAUGCUGUACUUUAGUUUUCUUCCAUGUCAAGCUGUGUGAUCAUCGUGUGUAUUUCUCUGUAUUAAAUAAAGAACAAAACGUGUCUAUCCAUUUGUCCCCCA
Messenger RNA from Anoplopoma fimbria (sablefish), 1113 nucleotides. Its product is annotated as aquaporin-8-like. Lineage: Eukaryota; Metazoa; Chordata; Actinopteri; Perciformes; Anoplopomatidae. The transcript has 5 exons. Gene Ontology annotation, cellular component: plasma membrane. Gene Ontology annotation, biological process: water transport; transmembrane transport. Gene Ontology annotation, molecular function: water channel activity. Bases 123 to 905 code for a protein of 260 amino acids. The record is from RefSeq and is a predicted model, not a curated record.